GCAUUCAAGCCCUAGUAGCCGAGCAAACCGUAAUCAAAAUCUGCAACUGUCCUCGAACCCUUCGAUACAAUUGAGAUCGCCACGGACACCUAUCAUGGAUGCCCCUAUCCAGCUCUCGCUUCCCUUGCCGCGAUCAAUGGACACGCGCAUCUACAUCCAAUUGACAGUCAAGUCCAAGGCCAUUGUGCUCUUUCUCACCACUGCUUCGGCCGAAGAGGCGACGUCACCCACUCCCCUGGGGUCAUUUGUUUAUGCGCUGCCGGAUAGAUACAACCCAACACAGCCUCUGUCAACUCCUCUUUGUACGGUUGAACCAACGUUGGAGUUUACCACCCGACUGGCAAAGCUGAUCACAAGGAGGACGCAACUUCCUACUUACGUGGGCAACUCGGCGAGCUUUGCCAGCGCUGGCCUUGGCGGGACCAUUGAAGAGGAGAUGGAAGCUUUCAAACAGGUGGCCGAGCUUGUCCUGUCCAAACUCAAGUCUGCCAACGCGACGCCCAAUGGAGUCCAGUCCUGAGCCUCGAACUUUGACAAAAGAACCCCUCCCCUUACUACAUUCUUUCGCUACUGUUGACGGGCACAAGCUGUAGCACACAAACACGGCCAAGGGGAUUCCGGCAGUUCCCUUCCUGACGAGUUUCUGCAAACGCUUAGAUCGAGCUUGCCUAACCUAUUCGCCUUGUUUGAACGUGCCACAAAGGACU
Molecule: messenger RNA, 707 nt
Organism: Neurospora tetraspora
Lineage: Eukaryota; Fungi; Ascomycota; Sordariomycetes; Sordariales; Sordariaceae
Exons: 2
Coding region: 95-520 (141 amino acids)
Biological process (GO): proteasome assembly
Source: RefSeq, a predicted model, not a curated record